ACCACCCUUACGCCCCAGGGUCAUAACAAAUCCAGAGACAUGUUUGAGUAUAAGAAGGUGUCGGGUUUGCCUUUCUAUUUAUUAAAUUCGCUCUUCCCCAGGUCUACAUACUUAAAUUACCUGACCACUCGUCAACGUGACCUCGCACCGAGAUUUUCCACUUCAGUUACUUGAACUGAAGUACAAUGCAGUUGACAACUCAAGAUUUGCUUGAUCGUCAUGAGGCAAGCCUCUGCGACCACAAGUCCUUGCCCCUUUUUUCCGAAUUGGCAGAUGUUGGAGUUUUCCCCCGAAUAUUCAUAAUUUCAUGCGUUGACCCUCGAUGCGUACCGGAAAACAUUUUCGGGAUUCGGCCUGGAGAAGUAGACGCGGUUGUUUUUCGAGUCGCGGGUGGAAAUUCUCAAUUUGCCUUGAAUUCUCUGCUUGCUGUGGACACUCUUGCCGGGCUCAUGGAAUGCAUUAUCAUCCAGCAUACCGACUGUGGCGCCACUAUGUUUCGUGACGCCAAUAUCAAGGACGAACUGAAAAAGCGGGCUCCAGAUAUGGGACUGGAAAUCGAGAGCUUAGAAUUUGGCCAGAUUACAGGAACACUGGAGGAAAAUGUGAAGAAAAGCAUGGAUUUCUUGCGCAUGUCACCUCUAGUUCGCCCGGCGCUCAAAUCAAAAAUUCGAGGAUUCGUGUAUGACAUUAUAACUGGCAAGCUUAAGGAGGUUUUAGCAUGAGCCAACCGUUGAAGUGAAAAUUGGAGGGGUGCAUUUCCGG
Molecule: messenger RNA, 762 nt
Organism: Lindgomyces ingoldianus
Lineage: Eukaryota; Fungi; Ascomycota; Dothideomycetes; Pleosporales; Lindgomycetaceae
Product: carbonic anhydrase
Exons: 6
Coding region: 186-722 (178 amino acids)
Molecular function (GO): carbonate dehydratase activity; zinc ion binding
Source: RefSeq, a predicted model, not a curated record